AUGAAUCGCCAGGAAUUCCGACUCCACGGCAAGGAGACGAUCGAUUAUAUUGCUGACUAUAUGGAGAAUAUUCAUAAGCGUCGAGUGGUGCCGUCAAUUGAACCCGGCUACCUCAAAGAGCUGAUCCCCGGUGAACCCCCACAAAAAGGCGAGGGCUACCAGGCGUUGAUCGAGGACUUCGAGAAGUUCAUCAUGCCUGGGGUGACCCACUGGCAACACCCUCGCUUCCACGCCUACUUCCCAGCCGGAAAUUCUUGGCCUUCGAUUCUGGCCGAUAUGUUGAGCGACGCGCUGGGAUGUGUUGGGUUUAGCUGGGCGGCCUGCCCAGCCAUGACCGAGCUGGAGAUGAUCAUGCUGGAAUGGUUCGGGAAGAUGAUCGGGUUGCCAAAGGAAUUUUUGCCAUUUACAGAGGAUGGCAUGGGCGGAGGAGUUAUCCAGGCUUCAGCAUCGGAGUGUAAUUUCGUGUCCUUGCUGGCAGCUCGUUUUGAAGUGAUGAAGGAGCUACGACAGCGAUUCCCAUUUGUGGAGGAGGGGUUGUUGCUGAGCAAGUUGAUCGCCUACUGCUCGAAGGAGGCCCACUCCUCGGUCGAAAAAGCGUGCAUGAUCGGGAUGGUGAAGUUGCGAAUCCUGGAGACGGACAGCCGUUUCAGAAUGAGAGGAGAGACGCUGCGGAAUGCGAUUCAAGAAGACCGUAACCUCGGGUUGAUCCCCUUCUUCGUGUCGACCACCCUGGGAACGACGAGUUGCUGCUCUUUCGAUGUCUUGUCAGAGAUCGGGCCCGUUUGUCAUGAAAAUGAGCUAUGGCUUCACGUCGACGCGGCCUACGCCGGCUCGGCGAUGAUUUGCCCCGAGUUCCGACCGCUGAUGUCCGGCAUCGAGUACGCCAUGUCGUUCAACACCAACCCCAACAAGUGGAUGCUCGUCAACUUUGACUGCUCCACCAUGUGGGUUCGAGACCGCUUCAAGUUGACGCAGGCGCUGGUCGUCGAUCCGUUGUAUCUACAGCAUAGUUGGAUGGACAAAUCGAUCGAUUACCGGCACUGGGGUAUCCCACUCUCACGUCGUUUCCGGUCAUUGAAGCUGUGGUUUGUCAUCAGAUCCUAUGGGGUGGAAGGACUACAAAAAUAUAUUCGAGAGCACGUCCGCUUGGCAAAACGUUUCGAAGGCCUCCUACGUGGUGACGCCAUGUUCGAGAUCGUUGGCGACGUUAUUAUGGGGCUUGUUUGUUUCCGGAUACGGGCCAGCGAAGAAGCCAAUCAGCUCCUUCUGACCCGCUUGAACUCGUCGGGCCGUAUCCACAUGGUCCCGGCUUCUCUAAACGAGCGCUUCGUAAUCCGAUUCUGCGUUUGCGCCGAAAAUGCGUCGGAUCGGGAUAUUGAUGUAGCCUACGACAUCAUCAGCCAAGCCGCCAAGCAUAUUAUGCACGAAACCUCAGCCGAACCCCUCCUUGAAGACCAAUACCUCGAAGCCCUCGAAGAAGAGGGUAUCGAUACCUCGGCCGUCCACGACCACACCGAGCCCCAGCGCCGCAUGAGCAACGUAUCCCAGGGUGGGUUCGAGGUUUACUCGCCGACCUUCGAGAAACAGCCCUCCAAGGAAGAUCUUUUGAAUUGCCGCUCCGGAAAGGAUUUGGCUACGAAAAGAUCGUUCCUUGUCCGAAUGGUCUCUGACCCGAAGUGCUACAACCCGAAAAUCGUUCGCCACCUGAACAUGGCCAACUACCGGAAGAUGAGCCAGGAUGUGGCCAGGGACAGGACCAUCAUGAAAUCAAUGUCAAUUCGUAAGCGUCCAACUCGCUUGUCGGAGAAUUCAGCCGGCUCCUCGACCUCGCCAAAGGAAAAUGCCGCCUGCUGGGAGUCCGAGGAAGAGGAGGAGCAGCUCUGCCAAGCCAUGCAAAGCACCGGCAUCCAGACACCGAUU
Messenger RNA from Mesorhabditis spiculigera, 1920 nucleotides. The record is from the annotation of a GenBank genome assembly. NCBI's taxonomy places the organism in Eukaryota, Metazoa, Nematoda, Chromadorea, Rhabditida, Rhabditidae.